UGUUAGUAUAGGGAUAAUUAAAAAAUGUAAUAAAAGUAUCUAGUGACAAAAAAUAUUCAGUUGGCAGCAUCAUAGAAACGCAUAAGACGUGAGAAAGAUCAACGAGAAUGUGUGGUCGUAUUUGUUGCUCAUUAGACGCAGACACUUUGUGUUGUGCUUGUGGAUAUAAGGAUACAGAUGGUAAACAACAUAAACUGACAUGGGCUAACAAUGAAUUAAAAUAUAAUCCAUCAUAUAAUAUGUGUCCACAAGAUGUUUUACCCUGUAUAAUGUCUGGUUCACAUUUUGGAAGAGAAAAAGAAGAAAAAGUUCUUUGUGCUAUGAUAUGGGGAAUGAUUCCACCAUGGCAUCAGGGAAAUUAUAAGGAUCGUUCAAAUAAUAUAUCCACUCACAAUAGUCGUCUGGAAAAUAUAAAAACAUCUACAGUAUAUUCUCCAUCACUGAAAAACCAACAAAGAUGUAUUGUAGUUUGCGAAGGUUUCUAUGAAUGGAAACCUAGUAUAAAUAACAAACUUCAAAAGCAGCCAUAUUAUAUAUAUACAACUCAAGACAAAGAUAUAAAAGCAGAUGAUUCUACAACAUGGGCUAAUGAAUUUUCUGAGACAGAUGGAUGGAAAGGUCUCAAAUUAUUGAAGCUGGCUGGAUUAUUUGGAAUACACAAAAAUGAAGAGGGAAAAACUAUAUAUAGCUGUACAAUUAUUACAAGAGAGAGUAACAAGAUAUUGUCUUGGCUGCAUCAUCGCAUGCCUGUAUGUCUAAGUAAUGAAGAAGAAUGUCAAGUAUGGUUAAGUAAAGAUUUAUCGAUAGAUGCUGCUAUUAAAAGGUUAAAUGAUAUGGUAUUACAAGAAAAUGCUUUAACCUGGCAUCCAGUAUCUACGAUAGUCAAUAAUGGAAACAAUAAAACUAUCGAUUGUAGAAAAAGGAUAAAACUAAAAGAGAUCAGUCAGGCAUCUUUCAUGACUUCCUGGUUGCAAAAAGGAUCAGCUGCUUCAAAUAAAAGAAAAAGCACAGAUGAUAAAGAUAUUAACAGUGAAGAAGAAAAGAAAAAAAUCCGAAAGGAAAAUUAA
This is a messenger RNA of Pogonomyrmex barbatus (red harvester ant), 1067 nucleotides long. Its product is annotated as abasic site processing protein HMCES. The record is from RefSeq and is a predicted model, not a curated record. Gene Ontology annotation, biological process: protein-DNA covalent cross-linking repair. Lineage: Eukaryota; Metazoa; Arthropoda; Insecta; Hymenoptera; Formicidae. Gene Ontology annotation, molecular function: single-stranded DNA binding.